Peronospora matthiolae is the source of this 876-nucleotide messenger RNA. NCBI's taxonomy places the organism in Eukaryota, Oomycota, Peronosporomycetes, Peronosporales, Peronosporaceae. The record is from the annotation of a GenBank genome assembly.
AUGGAAUGGGUGGUUCUGCCCAAUGGUGACGAACGCGACAUCGAGAUCAAGGACGCACUGUUCGUACCAAGUAUGAGCAAGAAUCUGCUUUUGGUACCACAGAUCAACAAGGGUGGCAGGUUCCAAGUCGUGUUCGAUGGAUCCAAGAUGCAAUUGAAGCGCGAGAAUUCCACACAAGUCGUGGCAACAACGGAUCUCGUCGAUGGACUUUACUGGCUGCGGACUCCUCAACGAUCGGCAAAUGCAGCAACACACAAUGGGACCAUCGACUUGCAUGCGCGCAUGGGUCAUGCACCCCUCGAAGUUCUGCGCAAGAUGGUGGCCACUGGCAUGAUCAAGGACGCCAAGGCACCUCUCAAGUCGACUGGUCCAAGUGUGUGUCGCGGUUGCCAGCAAGAAAAGAUGGUCCAAAAACCAUUCCCAACCAACCGUGACAAACGCCAAUAUGCUAGCGGUUGCAUGAAGGGCUUCUGUCUGCGGUCCAAGUCUGAGAGUGAAGACUGUAUCAAGAACCACAUCAUCAAGAUUCAAACUCAGUUCGGCACGAAGAUCAAGUUUGUUCGGCACGAUGGAGCGCAUGAGUUUGCGACCAACUCCAUCAAGACCUUCUACGAAGAUCAUGGUAUCGAACAACAGAUCACGGUGCCGUAUGAACACCAGACCAACGGCACCGCAGAACGCGCGAUAAGGACCAUCGUCACGAUCGGACGCAGCUUGUUGCAUCAUGCAAAGCUGGAGAAGUGUUUCUGGGAUGAAGCGGCAAUGACGGCGAUCUACAUCAAGAACCGCCUGCCUUCACCCAAGAUCGACCACAAGACUCCGUUCGAGAUCGUGUACAAGUCGAAACCAAGUGUCAAGCACAUGCGCGUGUUUUGA